GGAAGGCAGGCGAGGAGGAGGGAACGCCGGGGCGCGGGAGGGAACAGCCGUGUGGUGGAAGCGCGAGCCGAAGGCGGGUUGCGGUCGUGAUUUUGUCGCCGCCGCCGCCGAGGCUCGCCCGGGGAUGUCUGAGUCCGCGCCUCGCGGCCCCCGAGCUUCACGCGGCAGUCGCCGCCCGGGCCUCUAAGGGCCGCCACGUCCCGGCGGUGCGCGCGCGGGCUCAGGGAGGCUCGGUGCCGGCGGGGUUGCCCGGGGAGUGCCGGGGCGGGCCGGGAGGGGCUGCCCAGGCUCCGCGCCUACCCAGCACCGCGGCCGGCGCCCGGCCAGGAGGAUGCGCGGCGCCGGGCUCUGAAGCAUGGAGGGGGUUCUGUACAAGUGGACCAACUAUCUCACAGAUUUCUGGAGAAGGCUCUCCUAGCAAAGUGGGAUUGCGGCAAGAACAUUUUGGGUUGGCAGCCUCGUUGGUUUGUUCUAGAUAAUGGAAUCCUGUCCUACUAUGAUUCACAAGAUGAUGUUUGCAAAGGGAGCAAAGGAAGUAUAAAGAUGGCAGUUUGUGAAAUUAAAGUCCAUUCAGCAGACAACACAAGAAUGGAAUUAAUCAUUCCAGGCGAGCAGCAUUUCUACAUGAAGGCGGUGAACGCGGCGGAAAGACAGAGGUGGCUGGUUGCUCUGGGGAGCUCCAAAGCCUGUUUGACUGAUACUAGGACAAAAAAAGAAAAAGAAAUAAGCGAAACCAGUGAAUCACUGAAAACCAAAAUGUCUGAACUUCGCCUCUACUGUGAUCUCCUAAUGCAGCAAGUUCAUACUAUCCAAGAAUUUGUUCACCAUGAUGAGAAUCAUUCAUCUCCCAGCAUGGAGAACAUGAAUGAAGCCUCUUCUCUGCUUAGUGCCACGUGUAAUACAUUCAUCACAACACUUGAGGAAUGUGUGAAGAUAGCGAAUGCCAAGUUUAAACCUGAGAUGUUUCAGCUGUCCCAUCCGGAUCCCUUGGUUUCUCCUGUGUCACCUUCUCCUGUUCAGAUGAUGAAGCGUUCUGUCAGCCAUCCUGGUUCUUGCAGUUCAGAGAGGAGUAGCCACUCUGUAAGAGAACCAGUAUCUACACAUCACCGACUCGCCCAGCGCCGCCGAAGAACCUACUCAGAUACAGACUCUUGUAAUGACAUUUCUCUUGAAGACCCAGAUAGACCUGUUCACUGUUCAAGAAAUACACUCAAUGGAGAUUUGACAUCAGCAACAAUUCCUGAAGAAAGCAGACUUAUGGCCAAAAAAAAAUCUGAAUCGGAAGAUCCUCUUCCAUCCUUCUCUUCCUGAGGAAACGGAAGUGUCCAACUUCCUCUAAGUAUUGCUAUGCAAAAGCUGCUGUAAUUAAACUAUGUUAUAGGGAGUAGUUUUUCCCUUAGGAUUUCUCUGCACUUUAUAGAAUACUGUAAAACAAACAACAACAAAAAAACAACCCACAUACCUUUGAAGUGUAUUUUAUCUUUAUAUAGUUUAUUUGCAAGAGUAUUUUCCUAAUAACUUCACAGUAUGAAUGUGCAUCUUUUUUUUUUUUUUUUUAAACAAAUGAUGGUGUAACAUUUUGACCUCCAUAAGGACAAAUGUAGAUAUUUUUCUAAAAAACUGUGAGGGACUGACAGAUGAGUCAGUGUGUAUUGUAGCUUAUAAACAUGAAAUCUUAGAAACAUAAGGUUUCUGUUUGACAGAAGUGUGAUAUAUGUAACUUGUGCCAUGGACCAGACGGUCACUUUACCCCAGCUAAAAAUGAGUUAUGAUAGCAGCUUGAUGGAGAUUCUAUUGUAUUCCUUUAAGCAAAAGGAAACAUUUAAUAUUCUAAAUAUUUUUAGCCCGAAUACCGUGACAUAUUGAGGAUUUUUUAAAAACCAGACUGUGCUGUCCUUCACAUGUGAAGUUGACACUACUGAUUUGUCAAUACCAAAUGUUGGGUUAAAGUAUUUAACUUUUAUUUAUUUAUUUUUCUGUUGCAUCAAAAAAAUGAUUGCAUCCUAACUUUUAUGACCUACCAAAUUUAAGAUGUGUAUACAUUGUUAUUUACAUUGUUCUAGAAAAGAGGUUAAUUUGUAGUGACCUUGCUCACUUAUACCAGAGAAAUAAAUGCCUUUCAAUGGAAGAGGAUUUUAGUGCUUUUUUUUCCUAAAAUAGACAUUAAGCUGCUGUUGUAAGGUAUUAAUGUUUGCAGCUGUAGACUAUCUAGGGACAUUUUUUAAUUUAUGACUAUUUAUACAAAAAAGGAAUUCUGUCAAGGUGACUGCUCUACAUCACUUGAGAAUGGCAUUAUUUAAUUAAAGAACGAAUAGCAUUUUUUCUAUGCCUGUCCAUACCUAUUGUCAGUGUUUGCCUUGUAAACUGUUUUUUUUUUUUUAAUUCAUUUUGGAGGGAUGGUUUUGUCCAAGGUCUUGGAUGAGGAGCACUUUAAAACAAACUGGUUUGGUGUUUUUAAGUUAAUCACAUGUUUAAUAAAUAUAUGGUUUUUGCAUUCAAACUCCUCAUAUAAUACAUUGUAUUUUUUAUAUUAUUGAUACUCUGUCUAAUCUUUAUCAAGUGCUGUUAGUGUUCUUUAUUGCUUUGGUUUUGUUUGUAUAUUUUUUUGGUUUGUUGCAUAUUUUUUGAGGCAUAUUUUUUGGUUUGUUGCCUAUGAGCUUAGACUAGUGUGGCCUAUUUCACUUUAAAUUUUUCUCGUAGGUUUAUGUAGGACUUUUUUAAAAGAGUUAAUAUUUGCUAUUUACUUCACUAAAAAUAAAUCUGUAAUUAUAAGUUUAAAAUGGACAUAAACAAUCUAAAUACAUUAAUAUUCAUUUAGAUAAACUGUAUGCUACUUUAAAGUAUUUGUGAUUUUAAAUAGCACACAGAUCAUUAGACUUAAGUGGAAUUUUUUUCUGCUCAUAUGUUGUAUUUCAUAUGUUUGAUUUGAGAAAAUUUUAAUGAUGUAAGUUUCAUGUUGAGUGAGUAAUCAGAAUUUUUGCUUUUUUUUUGUGGUAGUAAGAAUUUGCAUAGUGAUUAGAUCAUGAAAGUCAAGGUGCUACUGAUAGGGCGUUUUCAGUUUGGUAUUUUUUUUGUUUUGAACCAGUAGGUUUAUAAUGAAAACACUAUACCAGGCUUUUGAACUCAUAGGAAAUAAAUCCAUUUUUUAUUGCUUUAUCCAAAAAGAUGAGUUCUUGAAUAGUUUUCUGUAAAUAUUUUUUAAAAUAAAAUACUAUCAUUUC
Molecule: messenger RNA, 3221 nt
Organism: Lontra canadensis (Northern American river otter)
Lineage: Eukaryota; Metazoa; Chordata; Mammalia; Carnivora; Mustelidae
Gene: PLEKHA3
Product: pleckstrin homology domain containing A3
Exons: 9
Coding region: 544-1311 (255 amino acids)
Biological process (GO): endosome organization; retrograde transport, endosome to Golgi; receptor recycling
Cellular component (GO): recycling endosome; trans-Golgi network; early endosome
Source: RefSeq, a predicted model, not a curated record